AGUGCUUGUUUAUCGUGUGGUGAAUGAAUAACACGAUUCAUUUCACUUCAUCGUUUCCAAUCGUGAAAAUUGAUGUACGAUAUUCAGUGCAAGUGUGUGUGUGUGUGUGUGUUCGCGCAUUCUCGAUUUUCAAAGUGUUUUAACCGAUUUUCCAAAUCAAGUGGAAAACCGCUCUGUGUUUGAAAUCCCGUUCAAAUGCAUCAACUAUGUCCCGUAUGGCAACACACAGCUGAAAAAGCACGCCAUAAACUAGGCAAAUGAUAAGUUUGUUACGAUAGAAUCGACGCGAAUGGAAUUUUAAGCGGAACGACGAAGAAGAAGAAGAAGAGAACAGAGGGAGAGGAGAAAGAGUGAGAUUGCAUUAUUUUCCUUUCCAUAAAUCACUCGGCUCCGGUGAAUUUAUCAUUUUGAGUGUUUGUUUCGAAGUGAAUCUGAAAAAAAAAUUGAACAAAAUAGAAAUAAUACCUUUAAAGCACACGCCGAUUGAUCCUAAUCGCCGAUAGAUCGGUGUGUAAUUGAUGACAACUUAACAAUGGUGUUAAUUAGACACACAAAUGCGACGCAACAUGUCGUUUCGAAUUAAAUCAGUGCUGAAAAAACAAUUCCGGAAUUUUGUAACGUAUUUCAAAAAGAAAUUGUGAUCAAAGAGAACGAAAAAAAAAACAACAACAACAACACAAAAACAAUUUGUUCUGUUCAAAUUGGCAUUUGUUUUGGGGAGUGACAUGAAAUGCAUGCCAUCGAUCUUCAUCGGAAUUGAUUAAAAACGGACACCUUGCGCAACAAACAACAGCAAAACUAUCGGAAAACCAAUGAAUUGAGUGAGAUGUUAAAUACUUUCCACUGCAAAAGAUGUUCGCUAUUGUCAGAAAGCAGCCAUUCGCAUUUAUCUUUCUGCUGUCAUGUUUCCAUAACACUUACAUUGAAGCGAAAAAGAAUUACACGCUAAGGCCCCGCGUAGUUUUACCGGAUAGUUAUGUCAAGGAAGUGCGUCCGCCAUCGAAAAAGGGGUUGCCCGUUGUCGUUAAGUUUAGCGUAUAUGUUGUAGAUAUCAAUUCGAUUAACGUAGAGGAUAUGGACUUUCGCGUAGAUAUGUUUGUGCAUCAAACAUGGAAAGAGCCUAGACUAAAACUUCCGAAUGAUAUAUUUGAAGAAGGUGACGAUUAUGUGACGCUUCCGCCCGAAUUCUUCGAGAAUUUAUGGCAACCCGAAUUGCAAAUUCAAAAUUCAAAAGUCGCAGAAAUUGCGACGUUGACGCACAAAUUUUCAUCCGUUACAUUAUACAAAAAUAAAACGGUACGUUAUGCUGCCCGCAUGCAUGCGAUAAUUGCGUGUCAAAUGGAAUUUCAGUUAUAUCCGAUGGAUAUACAAAUCUGCCCCAUCUAUAUCGAGAGCUUUUCAUACCCAACGCAAAAAGUACACUUGCAAUGGGAUGGUGGUGAUGGUGGUGUCGUGUUGAAUCCAGAAUUGAAAUUGCUACAGUACAAUCUGGGCCAGCCGCUAGAAGUAGCUGAAAGCAUUGAAUAUAUGCCCCAAAAGCACGGAAAUUUUUCGCGUCUCACCGUAAACUUUCGCUUCGAACGACAAAUCGGUCAUCAUUUAAUUCAGACAUUUGCACCGUCGACGCUGGUCGUAAUGCUGUCGUGGUUUUCAUUUUGGUUAGGUUUGGAUGCGAUCCCGGGCCGUGUGACACUGUUAGUAACAUGCAUGUUGACACUGGUCACCAUGUUCACGGGUCUUCGUGCCGAUAUACCGCCAGUGGCAUAUGUUAAAGCGUUAGAUUUGUGGAUGGCUGGCUGCAUGAUCUUUGUGUUUGCAGCAUUGGGUGAAUUCGUAGUGGUUAAGGUCCUCGACGUUCAAUAUCAAUACCAAAUAAAUCGUGUUCCAAAAGUGUUGCCAAUGAGAAUUAGUGCAAUGGAGAAAGGUCAAUGUCCCACACUAGCGACUUGGGACGGUGGAAAUGUUCGGUCGCGAAAAGCAACACCAACCACGGCUACAACACCGGGACAGACAUCGUUGCAAGGCAAUGGUGGAUUGCCGGCAAAAACAACACGACGACAAAGUUUGCUUUCAGUAGCAUGGACUGACAUAGACACGGGUGUCGAAAAAAUAAUGUGGCGUGAAAUCGAUAAAGUUUCAAGGGUUGUUUUUCCCGGUUUAUUUUUAGUAUUUGUGGUACUGUAUUGGCCAAUACUGUUAAUGAAAUCAAACUACGAUAAAAGUUUUUUCUAAAAUACACACACACGCCCACACCACACCCACACACACAUAUUCGAUUCUAAUUCCGAAUUGGUUGAUUUCAAAUCGGCAGCUUUCAUGCCAUGAGCUACCCUUUUGAACUUGAUCGAUGCCAUGCCUGGUUUUCGUUUUUUCUUCUCUCACUCUCUCUCUCUCUCGUUUCUAUUUUGUUUCAGUUUCCAUUCAAUAUUCUGUAUUUGUAUUUCGGUUGUAAUUGUAUUAACAUUUCAAAUCGAAGCGCCUCAUGCUUAAAUUAUUACAUAUAUCCUAGAGUUUAGGUUUAGUUUACUUUAGAUGAAUAAGUGAAGUGAUAUUUGACAACAACAACAAAAUAGGAAAAAAUAAUGAACAAAAACUUAAAAAAAACGCCUAUUUUUCGAGCAGAUUUUCGUCUUAUAGUUCAUAUAUAUAUAUAUAUAUAGUUGUAAUUUAGUCGAAUGCCAGCCCAGCCAAUUAGAUGCAUACAGCGAAAUCACUGCGUGCGCGCGCACUCUCUCAAUGACAAUUUUCCGUGCUUGAAAUCAAAUCAAUCAGUCAAUGCCCAACACAAGAACCAGCAAAAUGAAAUAAGAAUGGGAAUUAAAUGAGAAUCUUCCUUCUUAGGACAGGGAAUCGAAGAGAAAAAAAUCAGAUUUGAACCGAGUUCACUCCUAAAACGUAGACAUUCAAAUGCAAAAUUCUGUGGAUGUUUUGAAAAAAUGUUUGUUCCUUUUGAGAAACAAUAUAAAUGAAUCAAAGAAGUAUGAAUCUGUGAAAUGGAUUAAAAAAGCAGUUCGUGUUUUGAAAAACAAUUGAAAAAAAAAAUAAAAAAUUGCGUCUCAUGAGGGUAAAUAUAUCGAAACAAAAGCAAAAGGGUAUUUCAAUUUGCAAUUGAAAGAAUCAAAUCGAAAACAUUUGCUCGAGCAAAUUAUACGGAGAACAAAGAGCUCAAGAGAAUUAUGAAACACUCUACGGACUAAUCCUGUACUAUAAGAUAAGCAAUUCGAAUGCUUAAAUAAAUACGUCACUUGAUUUUUGUUUUGUAAUCAAUGCAUUGCUUAAAGAAAACCAUGGCUUUAACCGUUGCAAUCAUCAGGAGAUUUUUCAAUAACAACAACGAUCUAAAACCCAUUUUUAUUCUACUAUGGCACGAUCGCGAUCGAAGACGUAGCAAAAAAAAGAGUGAUUUUCAUACUUGAUUUUGUAUAGAAGAGUUUGAAAUUAGGAAGAAUGAAUUGAAGAAAAGAAGAAAAGAAGAAGAAAAAAAUCUGUCAUAAGUGAAAGCCACUAUGGCAUCCUUGGUCAGUUCAAGAGAUGAAGAAACAAUAAAAUAAAUAAUUAAAAAUUAACCAGUUUAAAUGAUAAAACCAAAUAAUGUUAGCUCAAUAUGAAUAGUUGCUCUAUUCAAUCAUUCAUUUGCUCUCGAAAUGCUCACCUGAAUAGUUGUCAAUCAAAAUUACGAUAAUAAACCAAACAAACAACGUGUUACUUCUAAGCAACUACUGAAUUAGACUAUUGUGUUUGUGCCGACACAAACGAACGCUUUUGCGAUUUAGAUUAAUUUCCAGCAACCUCAUCAUAGAUUCAAAUCUAACGUUCACUGAGCAUUUUUAAGUAGCCGCUCGGUUUCACUUGUACAUUUUAAAUCAACGCGGCUAGACAGAAGAAAAACUAAACAAAAAUCACACAUUCAUUUCGCUAAACCGUCGUUUCACUACUUUUUUUGUUUGUUUUGUUUUCAAUUGUGUCGCUUUUUGUAAACGCUCAUCAAAUUGCACAAGUUCACCUUCAAGGUUUACGAUAAGUAUUAUUUGCGAAUUUUUGAACGCUUUUUUUCAAUCAAUGAUGUUAACUAACGAAUUUAUUGGUUUCUUGACUAUUUUUAUACAAAACAAAUGAACAUACAACGCUUAAUUUCUUUAGUGAUUUUUAAAUACUUUGAUGGCUACAAAUGUUGAUUCGAAUUUGGGCGUUCAAACAGUUUUCAGGCAAAAUCGAUCGAUAUGUGUUGCAAUUCAUCGACUUGUAAAGGAUAUGCGAAAAAGUGAAAGCUCACCCACAAAUGAAUCGGAUUUUUUUUUCUCAAGAAGAUAGAAAUCGACAGUUCUAUUUCAAAAAAGAGUGAUUUAAUGAGAAAAACCCAAUGAAAAUGGCAGAAAAACAAUUAGUUUUCAGUGGAAUUGUUAACAAAAAUAAUGAAAAUUCAUAAUUUGUGAAUAAAAUCAGAUUUUCCUAGCCCCUUCUUCGAUAUAAUUGGAAUGGUAUGAAGAAGAAUGCUAAAAAGAAUGAAAACUGAGAACUCUUUUGAAAGAUACCUCUUGAACAGUGUCGACGCACGGAGCUUGCACUCAGUGUUAUUUGUAAACAGUUUCAAACUGUUAACAGUGACAUUUAUCAGUGUAUCAAUUGAUACACACAAAUUGUGUCACCAGCAAUACACAUUUGCUAAUGUGCAAAUCCUCAGCCUUGCCAGUGGCGUGAAUUUUUUUUUUAUUUAUUUUCUAAUAUAUGAGCUAAAAAUUUCCGAAUUUCUGUUUCAAUUACCUUGAAUCGAAUAUGAUUCACACAUUGAGCUGCAUGAAAUGCCGAAGAAUAAGCCACAAUUCGAAUUCUGAAUAAAUUGUUCAAAUAUUGUAAUCACUAUUGUUGCUCGCACAAGCUGGAAUGUACAAUUUGGUGUAGCCAAAGCAAAAUACCCAUUUUUUGCUCUCUUUCGGAUAAUGAAAUAGGUAUAGUUAUGUAAAGAAUGUUGUUAUUUUCUAUUCAAAGCGAAUGUGACAUCGUUCGACCGUUUUGUUUUAAAUGUUUGGUAUUUGGAGUAGAAGAAGACCGUGCAAAGUGAAAAAAGUGCAGCCGAGGUGAUGAAAAUGGGUGUUUUAGCGAUGAAACGAAAUACGUCAAGAGCUAUAUUUUGUACAAACUGAAUUGAAAAUACGGAAGAAAAAGGCAGAAGAAGAAGAAAAAUUACACGUACAAACUGUUAUUAUAUGGAUUUCCUGCUUUCGUAAAUUCCUUAUCUUGCCCUUCAUCUACUUUCUUUUCAAAGCUAUUCAACAACAACAACAAACGAAUAAAAGAAAAACUACAACAACCCUUUAUCAAGAUAGAAUAUUACUAGGCAGAAAAUAGCUUUAAUAUACAUUUAUAAAAAUCAACAAAUAAAUAAACAUGUUAUAAUGAUUCAGUUUAAAAAAAAA
Sitodiplosis mosellana (orange wheat blossom midge) is the source of this 5414-nucleotide messenger RNA. It is a transcript of the gene alka, whose product is annotated as glycine receptor subunit alphaZ1. Gene Ontology annotation, cellular component: neuron projection; membrane; synapse. Gene Ontology annotation, biological process: chloride transmembrane transport; signal transduction; nervous system process. Bases 853 to 2232 code for a protein of 459 amino acids. Gene Ontology annotation, molecular function: neurotransmitter receptor activity; transmembrane signaling receptor activity; extracellular ligand-gated monoatomic ion channel activity. The transcript has 11 exons. Lineage: Eukaryota; Metazoa; Arthropoda; Insecta; Diptera; Cecidomyiidae. The record is from RefSeq and is a predicted model, not a curated record.